GUUGGUUUUCGCACAGUCGCAUUAGAGCGUCGAGCGUGAGUGGUGGUUACUGCUGUCGGUGUACGUCCGGGUGUAAAAAAGCAGAAAGUGAUCGUACGAAUCGUGGGUAGAGUUGUAGGAAUAGAUUGAUAAAGAGAGUUUGAGAAAUUUAAGAGAUAAGUUUCGUAAGAAAUUUGUGGUGUGUUUAUGUAUAAAACAAUAAUCUGCGAUCGUCGCAAACGAAAUCUUGGUCGAUUGACAUAUAUUAUGCUAAGAACGAGUUUCUCUCGAUCACUACCAUAGCAUCAAAAGAUACCGUAGUGGGGAUAGUGCUUAGAACGCUUACAAUUCAGUGUAGAGAGCGUGGUGAAUUAUGACGGAUGAGAGUGUCGACGCAGUGGCACUCAAUGUUGAGGAUGCUAUAUUGGGACAGAGGUUAACGUUAACCUUUCACCAUAUCUGUUAUCGACGUAAGGAUCAGAACGGCGGACGACCGAAGGACAUCAUUAAGAAUGUGUCGGGAAAAUUUCAACCUGGCCGAUUGGUGGCAAUACUGGGCCCGUCUGGUGCAGGGAAGUCUUCCCUGCUGGGUAUCCUUUCCGGAUUAAGACGUACGGGUUUUAUUGGUACGAUUGAAGUGAAUGGAUAUAUGCUGGAUAGAAGCAAAUAUCGUCAACAAUGUGUCUACAUUCAGCAGGACUUCAAUCUGAUCGAUCACCUAACCGUUCUGGAAACGGUGAACUAUGCUGCGGAACUGAAGAUGCCAAACAAAUCCGAAAUGGUGCGUAAGAAGAAGGUGAACGAUAUACUGCAUAUUCUCGGUCUCGAUAAUGGUAUGCGCACGCUGGUGAAGAAAUUGUCCGGUGGUGAGAAGAAGCGGCUAUCAAUCGGAAUCGAGUUGGUGAACAACCCACCAAUCAUUCUGCUAGACGAACCAACGAGCGGGCUGGACAGCGUUUCCGCUAUGGAGCUCAUGAGCUACGUCAAAACAGUUGCCAGCGAGGGCCGUACCGUGGCCUGUGUCAUCCAUCAACCUUCGUCCAGUUUGUUCCAGCUGUUCGACGAUCUGUACCUCUUGUCGGCGGGGAUGUGCAUCUACAAUGGUCCCCUGGACGGAAUGGUCGGUACAUUUGCGGAGACCGGCUUCCAUUGUCCCAAGUUCUACAACCGAGCCGACUUUGCAUUGGAGGUGGCGUCCAAGCCACUGCGCGAACUGGAACAGCUGGUGCAGCGCUACAGCCGACUCGCAAUCGACCGGAAACAAUCGCGACAGGAAAAUAGUAUCAAGGACGAUGGCCUCAACGCUUCACAGUCCGAUGAAGAUAUCGUGCUAGAGCAUAACAAGAGUCCAUCCCACCGGCGUUAUCAAAUUUCACAAUGGAAGCAAUUUUAUGUGCUGUUGCGAAGGUCGUUGCGUGUGACUUCGAGAGAUUUUUUUUUUGCUCAACUUCGUGUUAUUGCUCACAUAUUGGUAGGUGUUCUGCUUGGAGCGGUGUUCUAUAAUUGUGGCCAAGAUGGCGCCCUGGUUAUGGUGAAUGGUGCCUGUUUGUUCUUCUUCCAGCUGUUUAUAUUCUUCGGCAACUCUAUGCCAUGCGUUAUAACUUUUCCACUCGAAACCAAAGUAUUCAUACGGGAGCGGCUCAACAAUUGGUACUCACUCGAGGCGUACUAUUUGUCAAAGAUUGUUGCUGAUCUACCACUGCAGAUCUUAUGCCCAUCGCUGUUUCUCUCGAUCGCAUACUAUCUCACAGGACAGGUGUUAGAAUGGGAACGGUUCGGAAAGCUGUGUUUGAUAUUAUUGCUACUUGGCAUAUUUGCCCAAACGGUGGGUCUUCUUUCCGGUGCCGCUUUUAACAUUCAAAUGGCAACCUUCUUCGUGCCGUGUUUCAGUAUUCCAUCGUUACUAUUCUCUGGCUUUUUCGUGAAAUCGUACGAAAUGAACGAGUAUCUCAGCUAUGUCUCUUACACAUCCUUCUUCCGGUACAGUCUACAGGGAUCAUUGCAGGCAAUUUACGGCGGCAAUAGACCGACGUUUCCUUGCUCGAAGGAUAUCUGUUACUACAACAAGCCGCUCAAGUUUCUCAAGUUCAUGGACACCCGGGAGGAUGGUUUCUGGGAAAAUGUGUACAUACUGUUAGGAUUCAUUGCGGUGUUUCAAAUCAUUCUGUACAUUGUUUUACGCCUCAGAUUGAAAAUAUAUCAAUAAUGUGAGGAACGGGGAAAAACUAA
Anopheles funestus (African malaria mosquito) is the source of this 2208-nucleotide messenger RNA. RefSeq names its product ATP-binding cassette sub-family G member 4-like. Gene Ontology annotation, molecular function: ATP hydrolysis activity; ATP binding; ABC-type transporter activity. Gene Ontology annotation, cellular component: plasma membrane. Lineage: Eukaryota; Metazoa; Arthropoda; Insecta; Diptera; Culicidae. The record is from RefSeq and is a predicted model, not a curated record. The transcript is spliced from 5 exons. The coding region runs from base 353 to 2185 and encodes 610 amino acids.